AUGGCUCUGUGGGCCCCUGCUCUGCUCCUGCUCUCGGGCCAGCUCCUCUCGUGUGGACUGGGCACAGCGGGGCCCCUGCAUGCCCAGUGUAAAGUGGAAUGGUACUUCGGGAUCCGGUGCACAGAAGUGUAUGAGGCGCUGGUGUCUCAGAUUAAGGCCUGGAGAGGCAUGACCAGCUGCACCACCGGGGGGCAGCGCUGUCUCUACAAGCUGCAGUCUGCCUCGGUGCACUUCAUCGAGGCCAAACACACCACACCCUUCAAGAAACACGUGGACAACAUCCACAUACGCCUGAUGCCCUUCCACUUCUUCACCUGCUGUCACGUCUCGGCGAUGUCUGUUUCUCAGACGUGGUACACCAUUAAAGACCACGGUACAAACUACUGUAACCUCUACAACCUGAUGGAAGGGAGUGGCCUGACUGAGGCUCGGGGGUACAGAGAGAUGACCAGUGACUUCAUGUGCACUCAGAGGUCUUCAGCUAACUGCACUGUCUACUGAUCACAACUGACCACACUGCUCUCCACUGACCA
Boleophthalmus pectinirostris (great blue-spotted mudskipper) is the source of this 533-nucleotide messenger RNA. RefSeq lists its product as uncharacterized. The coding region runs from base 1 to 501 and encodes 166 amino acids. The transcript is spliced from 5 exons. The record is from RefSeq and is a predicted model, not a curated record. Lineage: Eukaryota; Metazoa; Chordata; Actinopteri; Gobiiformes; Gobiidae.